AGAAUAUUUACAUCAGUUUUGGCUUUUGGCAAAUGAAGUUCUGUGUUUUGGCUAUUUUUUUUUCUACUGCAUGGUUGUCUUUCUGUUGGAUACAAAUCGCGUAGAAAUUCUAAAUUUUCAGUGUUUGCUGGCUGCCGAGCAAGAGUGGAACUUCAGUAUGCUAUCCGAACUGUGCAGCGGCCUGGCGAAGAGCGUCUCUGCGACGAAUCUGCUGCGAAAGUCGAAUUGUUGCGGCUGUUUGACGCUGCCACAGGCGCGGCUGGCAUGCACGCAAAGGCAGACACCCACGCGGCGGGAUCACCUGUGCGCCAUGAAGCGGGAGGAAUACGAUGUCCUGGUGAUUGGCGGAGGCUCUGCCGGCUGUGGCUGUGCGCUGGACGCGGCAUCGCGCGGCCUCAAAACGGCCCUCAUAGACGCCGAUGACUUCUCGAGUGGGGCCAGCUCGAAGUCGAGCAAACUAAUCGACGGCAGCGGCUCCUACAUCAGUGACGCCAUCCGGGACAAGAACCUCGAGCAGCUGCACAUCAUGCAGCAGGUGAUGAGCGAGCGGGCCACCAUGCUGAGGAUCGCCCCCCAUCUGAACCGAGUCCAGCCGAUGCUGAUGCCCAUCUACAGUGUCCUGCGCUUGCCCUUCUACUGGCUGGGCUUCAAGGCGUACGACUGGUUGGCUGGAGCAUCGAACGUGGGCAGCUCUCACUUUCUGUCCAAGCAGGAGACCCUCGAUGAGUUCCCCCUGCUGCAGGCCAAGGGUCUGCGCGGCGGACUGGUCUACUACGAUGGCCAGGUGGACGAUGCCCGCAUGUGCCUGGCGCUCGUCAUGUCAGCCGUCAAUCUGGGCGCCAAUGUGGCCAAUCACAUGCAGCUGAUCGAGCUGAUACGCAAGGACGGCUGCUGUCGCUGUGCCGGAGUGCGCGAUGUGCUCACCGACGAGAAGUUCUACAUCGAGGCCAGGUCGGUGAUCAAUGCCACUGGCGCCCACACGGACACCGUGCGGCAGCUGGACGACAGCAGAACGGUGCCGAUUUCCGUGCCCACGCUGGGCACCACCCUGGCCCUGCCCAGCUACUUCGGCUCGCCGCAGUACGGCCUGCUGAGUCCCGCCGCCACCAAGUGCCAUCCGACGCUGGUGAUGGUGCCCUUCGAGAACCACGUGCUGCUGGGCACCUCGACUGGCACCGUCGACGACAUCAAACAGAGCCCCACGCCGCAGGAGUACGAUGUGGAGCUGCUGCUGGACUCGGCUCGCGAUCACAUGGACGAAUGCGUUCAGCUGGGCCCGGAGCAUGUGCUCAGCGCCUGGACAGGCAUGCGGCCGGCUGUGGUCUGUCCCACGGAGGCCAAACCCGCCAGUCCGGCCAGUCCGAGUGCAGCAGUGGCAGAAAAGGAACAGCUGCCGGUGCGCAACUAUCUUCUGGAGGUCAGCGAGUGCCGUCUGAUCACUUUGGGCGGUGGGCGUUGGAGCACGUACCGCGUGAUGGCCGCCGAUGCGGUGGACACCGCCGUCGCGGUGUGCGACCUGAACUGCGAACUGCCGCCCAGCUGCACCGAGGACCUGAUGCUGGACGGUGCCGAGGGCUGGAACUGCAUGCUGCCGCUCGAGUUGUGCCAGGCCUACGGUGUGCCCAUGGACGUGGCACAGCACAUUGCCGAGUCCUAUGGCUGCAAUGGCCACACUCUCCUCGCGGAGGCCACGCCGGAGUCGAAGCGGCGGCUGCACUGCCACUUUCCGUACAUCGAGGCAGAGAUCCACUAUGCGGCCCGGCACGAGUACGCCUGCACCCUGGUGGACAUCAUUGCGCGACGGCUGCGCGUGGCCUUUGUGGAUGCGCUGGCUGCGCUGCUGAUGCUGCCACGCAUCCUGGCCAUCAUGUCCGAGCACCACAAGUGGGCGAAGAAGGACCAGACCAAGGAGCUGGUCUUGGCCCAGCAGUUUCUGGUGCGUCAGAUGGGUCUGGGCUCUGUGGUGAAGGCCAAGCAACAGACUCACACGCACACCACAGCCAAGGGGGCCGCGAUGAGCAGCGGCUCGUUACCAGCUCGGGAUUCGCAGAUCCCGAACAGAAGCUUCUGCAAGCGACUUGGUCUAGAUGCGGGUUCGCCCCGCCAGCAGGGGCUCAAGCCACAGAAGGCGGAAAAGUACCAGUUCGCUGUGAAUUUCACCCACAAGUGCAAGUCGCUGGCCAAGAGCCAGAGCAAGAGCCACUGCAAGAGCAAGAGCCAGAGCAAGAGCCAGACCAAGAGCCAGAGCAAGAGAGCUGCCACAGUGAAAGAGUCUGUUCCCGUUGCAGAGUCAACGUUUGAGUUCAUGCCGUUGCCCGUGACGAGCGGCAUUACCACGGUAGCAGCCACCUCUCGAUCCUCAGGCAAAGCGGCCCUGCUCCCCAUUACCUGGACCACGGGCAAACGCGAUCUGGCCCAUUCAGUGUGGCGCAACAAAUUCAUGUGCUGAGCGUUCAAGCUGACGAUGUCGAUGCUGCCACAUGUCCCACAAGAUCUAUUGCCCUCGAGUAAUUGCAUACGUGCCUAUGGUGUGGAAUAGUAUGCAGAAUUCGUGAAUAAAUUAAAUGCAGCUAAA
This is a messenger RNA of Drosophila obscura, 2575 nucleotides long. It is a transcript of the gene Gpo3, whose product is annotated as glycerol-3-phosphate dehydrogenase, mitochondrial. Lineage: Eukaryota; Metazoa; Arthropoda; Insecta; Diptera; Drosophilidae. Gene Ontology annotation, cellular component: mitochondrion; glycerol-3-phosphate dehydrogenase (FAD) complex. Gene Ontology annotation, molecular function: glycerol-3-phosphate dehydrogenase (quinone) activity. Gene Ontology annotation, biological process: glycerol-3-phosphate metabolic process. The record is from RefSeq and is a predicted model, not a curated record. The transcript has 2 exons. Bases 71 to 2449 code for a protein of 792 amino acids.